Molecule: messenger RNA, 1667 nt
Organism: Sebastes umbrosus (honeycomb rockfish)
Lineage: Eukaryota; Metazoa; Chordata; Actinopteri; Perciformes; Sebastidae
Exons: 3
Coding region: 2-1282 (426 amino acids)
Biological process (GO): positive regulation of DNA-templated transcription
Cellular component (GO): nuclear body
Source: RefSeq, a predicted model, not a curated record
CAUGUCACGCUGGACUCGACGUCACCCGGAAGAGAGCAGCGGUCUGUGUGUGUGUGAGGAUUGUUUACAUUUUGUUCAGCUCGUUAAAAUGAAUCCUGCGAUGAUCAACUCCACCAGCUCCGUUUCCACGACCAAAAGAAAACGAGAAGCUGAGCGCUCGGUUAAUUGGACGGUGGAGGAGACUCAGGUGCUGCUUUGCGCCUGGAGCGACGAGCGCAUCCAGAAGAGUUUGGCAGAAAACCUUCGCAACCGGCAUGUCUUCAAACACCUCUCAGCCCGCAUGAGUGAAAUGGGUUUCUCUCGGAGUCCACACCAGUGUCGGCUUCGGGUCAAAACUCUGAAGGCCAACUAUGUGAGAGCCAAACUACAGAGGAGCGUUGACAGCUCGCAGCCUUGCACUUUUAAAUAUUUUGCAGAGAUGGAUGCUGUGUUGGGCCGGAGGUCAGCGGGAGGGGAAGGAGGGCCAUAUUUUGUUUCUCCGGAACGGAUGGCAGAGCAUCACCUUGACUCUAUUGACAGGACAGGAAGUAUCCCGGCAGAUUUAAAUUCUAAUACAGAGAUUAGUGGACACCAUUUUGGCUCUUUGGGGAGGACAGGGAGACAACGUUUGAGCUCUUUGGAGGAGAGAGGAGGUUGUCAGUCAUGGCAGCUCGACUCUGAAGUCAAGCUGGAGGACAGAGAAGAUUCAACGGAUGAGUUUGAGUUCAGUAAUACGGGAUUCCCUCAGCGACACCAUGAAGUUUAUCUGGAAUCAUCCAUCCAUCGUGAAAUGACGGGUACACUAGUGGAAAACGGCAUGAGCACACCUUCCCCACAUGUAGUCCCACCUCCACCUCCAGCUGCUCCACCUUCUCCUCCUCCCCCUCUCACCCAAUCCACUGCCUCUCCUCUCACUGCACACCCUGAUCCAUGCCUUAACACCCCCCCUACCUCUGGCAAUCAUCACCCCGAGUCCUCCUGCCUCAAGCACCUGUCGGACUGCUUCCAGCGGCUGGUGUCGGAGACCCGGGGCCUGCUGGUGCAGCUGGAGAGCCAGCGGCAGGAGCAGGCUCACUGGCAUCAGGACCUCCUGUCGCAGUGGCUGCAGAGGGAGGAGCGCCGGCAGAGGGAGACGGCCGAGAGGGAGGAGAGGAGGGAGAAAGCUCGCAUGGAGCAUGAGAUCAGAGUCCUGGAGCUCCUCACCAGUCUAGCCAGAGAACAACGGUGUAAAUGUGAAAGCAGCCAGACUGUAGCAGAGGCACCAACUGGUCCAAAUCAUACCAUCAACAAAGGCGGGAAUUAGGAUGCACUCACCCUCAAGGAUUUUUAACCCAAAGUGUGGAAUGAUAUUCAAGCUCAGGUGGAACCAAAUAACGGCACUGAUUAUGUAGAAACAGUCCCACUCAGGGCGGCUUGGAUUAGGCCUUAACCCUGGGUGAUAUGAAGUGAAAUUUGAACUGAACCAAAUUCAGGAAAAGACCCUCAAAAUCUGUGAGUAUAAGAAGAUGAUUGACCAGCGGUCAGAAAGCUUAGAAGAAGAAACAGUUAAAGUUUGAAGGAGAAUUUGUUCUUCUCUUUGCCACAACAUCUUUGGAAGGGUUUCUUAGGUGUCACUUGAUUGCAACAAAUGUAAUGAAAUGUUUCAUGCACUUUUAUAUAAAUUAAAAAAACAGAUAUUUUCAACCAUU